Molecule: messenger RNA, 2207 nt
Organism: Symsagittifera roscoffensis
Lineage: Eukaryota; Metazoa; Xenacoelomorpha; Acoela; Convolutidae
Exons: 7
Coding region: 4-2004 (666 amino acids)
Biological process (GO): negative regulation of centriole elongation; centriole replication; centrosome duplication
Cellular component (GO): centriole
Source: RefSeq, a predicted model, not a curated record
GCAAUGGAAACAGAUGUCCUUGCAUUGCUUGAAGAGCUGAAGAAUGUGCAAAAAGCCAGCAUUUCGCACCCAAUAAACUUACCUCGAGAAGAUACUCGGGAAGAAAUUCUGAAAUUGAGGGAUUGGAUCAAUUCGCAAGAUAUUAAACCCCUCAGACCUCCGAGAAAGAGUCUGAAAGAAAGACGACAGCAGUUGAUGCCUGCUGGUUUUGACUGGCAUCAAGUCACCGGAUUCAACCCGAACAACCUCAGAAGUCGACAGCAUCGGGAACCGGAUCCAGUUCGAAAUCAAAGCGCAAUUCCUGAUGUUCAUAUAUCAACUGAGCGAGAUAGCAUCGAGGAAAAUGUUGAGAGAUCUCGCGACAGACUUGAAGAUCGUCGAAGAAGUGUUCAGUUUGGUGAUUCAAUUGAGGUUUCUGGGGCUACAAUAGGAGGCGGGCGGAGUUUACAGGACGAUUCUUUGUCGUCAACAGUAACUAUUCAAGGGAACGAUCCGCAUCUUUCGUCUACACUUGCCAGUCUUCUAAAUGAACAGAAGAGAAUGCAGGCCCAGCUACAACAGGAUAUGCGUCAUCAAGAGGAUCAGUUCAAGGAGCAGCUUUCUAAAAUAGCCGAGCAGCAGAGGAGGCUUAUCGAGAGAGACACACUGAAAGACAUCAUUCAACAACAGCAGCAAAUUCUGCUCUCGGCAUCCAAUGGUCUGAAUAUGGCUCCACAUCUACCUGCAAUGUCUCCAGCCCCAGGAAUGUUUUCUAUGCAGAACCCCAUGAUGACUCAGACGCCCAUGACUGCGUCAAUGGCCUCCCUUUCAUUUGGAGGACCUGGUACGGCUGCUUCUAUGCAUCCAAUGCAAAAUAUCCAGCCAUCAAGUAUCCCACGGCCUGGCGGAUUAAAUCUUUCCCCCCAGAUGUCUAUGAUGCCAUCAUUCAAUCCUCUCAGUAGUUUAAACGGGUUAGGGCUAGGAGCAAUGGGAAAUCUGGGAAACUUUCCGACAACAGCGUCUAUCUCAUCUCCUAGCGUGCCUCCGGCAAUGAUUGGAAUGCAGAUGCCCUCAGCUGCACUUUUCGGACAGGGGGCUUCUGGGAGUAGUUCUGGAAUGGGCAUGCGUUUUGCUAGUCCUGGAAUUCAAAUUGAUAAUACGCGUGUGUGUUCCACGUCGCAACCAAACUUGACCAAUGCAUUAAAGACUACUUCAGUGCAUAAUUCGGUUGCCUUGAAAACCGCUUCUUCUGCAUCACCAGUAGGGAAGACCACAAUCAUGCAACAACUGCAGUCCAUGCAACUGUCGGACUCCUCCGAUGAAGAUGGUUUGACUAGUGGGGGUGCUAAUAUGUCCAUGUACUCUACCAGCAAUAGUGUAUAUGGGAAUAAAUUGAAGCUGGAUUGGGAACCGGUGCUGACUGAUCCUCAGAAUGCAUGGAGAUGGAAGAUAGUAGUUGCGGUGAUGAAGGGUUGGAUGGUGCGUCGUCUGAUGCGUACUGAGAAGAUCCAGGCACUAGUCACCACAAUCCGAGACGCUAGAGACUUCCUGGCCGAUCUGCGCUACACUCAGGAGGAAUAUCCAGGCAUGACAGACGAAAAAGAUAACGAGUUGCAGCAUCGGAUCAUAUCUCAACUAAGAGCGGCCAUUUUUGAACUGCAUCGAGUUUUCUUUGAUACACCUUUAAGAGCUAAAUUGGAUCUCAUCUCGCAUUCCAGAAGACAUUACUUGAACAAAAGGUUGCAAGGGAAUCCAUCGGCCUUUCACGCAUCCCGAGACUCGCAUUCCAGCCUGUCAGCGGCGACUCUGAAGGCACGCGAAAGGAGGCUUCAUCCCUCGGGUUCUGUGGACAACGACACUUCGCGAUCAUCAACGAGAGAGAAAAGAGCCCCUAAGAGGGUAGACUGUGGACUGAGGGGAGGCUUUUUGCCCAAAAAGGAGCCCCAGCCUCCUGUGAAACUUGACCCGAGAAAGUUCUACAGUAAACAUGGUAGGAGUAGAACUAGAAGCACAGAGCGGAGCUAAGCAACCCGAGCAUCCGGAAGCCUCGUGAUGCAAGUUGUUUGUAAAAAUCAGGAUUUUGUAUUGAAAAUUACGUUGUUCACUGUUCGAUUUGUCAAAUGAGCUCCGAAAAACAGAAGACGAUCUGGAAUUAGGUGCAAUGAACUGAAUUUCUAUUCAAUUCGGCCGUGUGAUUUUUUUCCGACUAACCACACUGAAAAGAAUUG